GCUUCCCAGCUAACAGCUACCCAGGUCAAACACAACAGGGACGUCGGUCCUUAGACUAGCCUGGAGGCGAAGGGCUUGAACCCCACUCGGAAGUUUCGAGGGCUGUUCCGAGGCCACCGGCCUCACCUUCCUCGCUCAGCAUGCAGUCGCUGAGGACAAGUUCCUUCAACAGCGACUCGUCAUGCAGCAGCUUGCCCAGGGCCCUGCAGGUGUCCACCGUCAGGCUCUGAGUGGCCAGGUCCAGUCGGCCCCGCGGAAGCUGGUGCAGUUGCUGCAGGACAGCCUCCUGGGGCUCAGCCCCACUCUCCUUGCACAGGCGGCUGUAGGAGCGCCGGAACUCCUCCAUGUUCCCGAACGCUGGCAGGGCCUUGCAAGCAUGCCCCUAAACACAGGCUGCGCGUAAGCUUGCUAGGCCGAUGACUGGGAGCCCCUUUCCCUAGAGGGUGUACACAGGGGCGCUGAGCUGAGCUGGCCCUAUAAGGGAAAGGCCUAGAAAUGUGGAACAGAGUGGAGGUCAGAAUGGCGAACGGCUCGAGGAAGGGGUUCGGUGAUAGGGAGAGACGGAGCGCGGAGCACACUGGCCUAGAAGAGCAGGAGCUGGUGAGCAGAGUACUGCACCUGCACUUCAGGGAUGGCAAGACGAAAGUCAGUGGGGACGCACUGAUGCUCAUGGCGGAGUUCCUGAAGAUCUUUGUGGUAGAAGCCGCUGUCCGUGGAGUGCAGCAGGCCCAGGCAGAGGACCUGGACAUCGUGGAUGUGGAUCAGCUGGAGAAGGUGCUCCCUCAGCUGCUCCUGGACUUCUAGGGGUUGGCCUGUGGCCACAAAGUCUAGGGCGAAGUCCCGUCAGCACCUACACCCAGUUCCCCAGAGAACGGGAGGACACCAGGAGCUGUUACCCCCCCAGCUGUCGCCUCUGGGGGUCCGUGUGAGACAGGUGCAGGGAAGGUGGGCAGCCUGCCCACAGCCACCCACCUCCACCACCCCCACUCAUUAUAAACAAAGGCUGGCGGUGUUGUCUUCUUGCCCCUCCUCCAUCAGAGCUGCCGUGUGGCUUUUAACCACCGGACCCCCACCCCCAGGAUGCCUCCCUGAGCUGUAAAUUUGUUCUUACAAAGCAACAUCAAUAAAUCAACACCAGCUCUCCGA
Messenger RNA from Arvicola amphibius (Eurasian water vole), 1146 nucleotides. It is a transcript of the gene Cenpx, whose product is annotated as centromere protein X. The coding region runs from base 496 to 804 and encodes 102 amino acids. Lineage: Eukaryota; Metazoa; Chordata; Mammalia; Rodentia; Cricetidae. The record is from RefSeq and is a predicted model, not a curated record. Gene Ontology annotation, molecular function: protein heterodimerization activity. Gene Ontology annotation, biological process: resolution of meiotic recombination intermediates; DNA repair; replication fork processing. The transcript is spliced from 3 exons. Gene Ontology annotation, cellular component: Fanconi anaemia nuclear complex; FANCM-MHF complex.